UGCCACCCUCGGCAAAGUCCUUGUUAAAAACACCGGAGGCGCUGCGGGCGGGGUUGCAGAACGCCUGUUGCACCUUCCGCGCCACGUUCUCCGCCUUCCCUCGCUGAGAAAUACCGGUGUCCCGUAUGGCUCCCACCCCGGGUGCCCCUCCGCGGACCAGCAGCGCCCCCUGGCCCGAGCCGCGCGCGCCCGGGCCCGCAGAGCUGCCCCGGCGUCCGGGUCCCGCCGAGCGCUUCUCGCUGUGCUCCUCCCGGGGAGUCAGAGCCCAGGUUGUCUGCCUGCCGCAGGAGCCCUAGCGCCCGGAACCCCGGUAGCGUGCUCGGAAGGGGCGUGGGUUACUUAUACUCGCGCCAGGGGGACGAGCGGUUCGGCCUCCAGUCGCCCCUACGCGAAGAACGGAGACUGCGGCUCCGCGCGGACGCAGCGACGUUGCGGGCUUUGUUCGGCAUUGUCUGCGCUCACCUGAGCACUGCCGCCAGGCGCGCGCACCUCUCCGGGCAGCCGGCAGACAACGUCCCGGGGGAAAACGCACGCGGUGCACGCCUCCUUCGGGCUUCCUGGAUGCUUUGGGGAGAACUGGCCGUGGUUUUGGGAAGGGGAGCGUAGAGGGUCCCUCAGCGGCCCCUCCCUUGAGUCCCUGGCACUGGAGCAUCGGGCUGAGGGGCAAAAACUGCAGGUCAUCUGAAUCGUGCAUCGGAUCUUUGUGACGGAAACGAUAAGGGUACCUCUCCUAGGCCUGGCAGCUAAUGGCAGAAGGACGACACCCCAGCCAUAUCAACAUGCCCUCUGUGCUGUUGUUGGAAGCCGUCUGCAUCUUCCUGUUUGCUGGAGCGCCCCCCACCUUCCCCCUUCAGGAAAUCCAAGUCGGCAGGGAGACCAUUGGGAAGAUUUCAGCCGCCAGCAGACUUACGUGGUGCUCGGCUGCAGUGGACAUCCUGUUUCUGUUAGAUGGCUCUCACAGCAUCGGGAAAGGGAGCUUCGAAAGGGCCAAGCACUUUGCCAUCACGGUCUGUGACGCUCUGGACGUCAGCCCAGAUAGAGUCAGGGUGGGAGCAGUCCAGUUCAGUUCCACUCCAUGGUUGGAAUUCCCCUUGGACGCCUGGUCAACCCAACAGGAAGUGAAGACAGAACUCAAGAGGAUAGUGUUCAGAGGAGGGCGCACAGAGACAGACCUCGCUCUGAAGUAUUUUCUGCGCAAAGGCUUUCCUGGGGGCAGAAACGCCUCUGUGCCACAGGUGCUCAUCAUCAUCACUGAUGGGAGGUCCCAAGGGCACGUGGCGUUGCCCGCCAAGCAGCUGCAGGAAAGAGGCAUCACCGUGUUUGCUGUGGGGGUCCGUUUUCCCAGGUGGGAGGAGCUGCACACGCUGGCCAGUGAGCCCAGGGAGCAGCACGUGCUGAUGGCCGAGCAGGUGGAGGACGCCACCAACGGCCUCUUCAGCACCCUCGGCAGCUCCGACAUCUGCACCUUUGCCUCUCCAGACUGCAAGGUCCAGCCUCACCCCUGUGAGCGCAAGACGCUGGAGACGGUCAGGGAGCUUGUCGGCAACGCCAUGUGCUGGAGAGGAUCUCGCGGGACCAAUGGCGUGCUGGCUGCACCCUGUCCCUUCUCCAGCUGGAAGAAAGUGUUCUUAACCCACCCUGCCACCUGCUACAGGACCAUCUGCCCAGGCCCUUGUGACUCACAGCCUUGCCGGAAUGGAGGCACGUGUGUUCCAGAAGGACUGGACAGGUACCACUGCCUCUGCCCACCCGCCUUCAGAGGGGAGGCUAACUGCGCCCCGACGCUAAGCCUGCAAUGCAGAAUCGAUGUCCUCUUCCUGCUGGCCAGCUCGGCGGGCACCACGCCGGAGGGCUUCCUGCAGGCCAAGGCCUUCGUGAAGCGGUUUGUGCAGGCGUCGCUCAAUGAGGACUCGAGGGCCCGUGUGGGUGUGGCCCGGUACAGCCAGGAGCUGGAGGUGGCAGUGCCCGUGGGCGAGUACCAGGACGUGCCCCACCUGGUCAGGAGCCUGGAUGCCAUCCCCUUCAGCGGAGGUGCCACGCUCACAGGCAGGGCCCUGCGACAGGUGGCAGAGCGUGGCUUUGGGAGCGCCCGCAGGACCGGCCAGGAUCGUCCUCGCCGAGUGGUGGUCCUGCUCACGGAGUCACGCUCUGAGGACGAGGUGGCCGGCCCGGCGCGUCACGCGAGGGCCCAAGAGCUGCUCCUGUUGGGCAUGGGCAGCGAGGCCGUGCGGGCGGAGCUGGAGGAGAUCACGGGCAGCCCAGAGCACGUCAUGGUCUAUGCCGACCCCCAGGACCUGUUCGACCAAAUCCCAGAGCUGCAGGGGAAGCUGUGUAGCCGGCCGCGGCCAGGCUGCCAGGCACAGUCACUGGACCUGGUCUUCGUGCUGGACGCCUCGGCCUCCGUGGGGCCUGAGAAUUUCGCCCAGAUGCAGAGCUUCGUGAGAAGCUGCACCCUCCAAUUUGACGUGAACCCUGAUGUGACACAGAUCGGCCUGGUGGCAUACGGCAGCCAGGUCCAGACAGUUUUCGGGCUGGACAGCCACGUCACCCGUCCUGCAGUGCUGCGGGCCAUGAGCCAGGCCCCCUACCUGGGUGGGGUGGGCUCGGCAGGCACAGCCUUGCUGCAUAUCUAUGACAAGGUGAUGACUGUUCAGAGGGGCGCCCGGCCUGGUGUCCCCAAGGCUGUGGUGGUGCUCACAGGUGGGCGGGGGGCAGAGGAUGCAGCUGUCCCUGCCCAGAAGCUGAGGAACAAUGGCGUGUCUGUCUUGGUGGUGGGCGUGGGGGCUGUGCUGAGGGACUCCCUGCGGAGGCUUGCGGGUCCCCGGGACUCCCUGAUCCACGUGGCGGCCUACACAGACCUGAGGUUUCACCAGGACACACUCGUCAAGUGGCUCUGUGGAGAAGCCAAGCGGCCCAUCAACCUCUGCAAACCCAGCCCUUGCAUGAAUGAGGGCACCUGUGUCCUGCGCAACGGGAGUUACCUCUGCACGUGCCGAGAUGGUUGGGAGGGCCCCCACUGCGAGAACCGAGCCAUGAGAGGAGAUGCCCUCCAGCCACGGGGCUCCCGCCGCCGACAGCCUGCAGCUGGGCAUCAGCCAGGCCCCACCCAGCACCUCCGGAGAAGGCCUGGCCACCAGGGACGCUGAAAGGACGCCUGGCCUCAGCGGAGCAUCCCGUCUUGGGGUCCUGUGUGCACAAGCCUCCUGCUCUGUCCCGGACCCUUCCGCCCACUUCCCUCACCCAGGGAGAAGAGAUGUCCCAGCUACAGACUGCGCUGCUUAGGGACACGGUAGCAGUUGGCUUCACCCCCUAAUGACGAUGUUGAAAACUCCUGACAUGUAAGUAAAUGUUUGCUUUCUGUACCCAGCUGUGCCCUGUUGAGCUUGUCCCCGGUCACCUGCCCCUUGAGGAGAAACAAAGGACCCUGGAGACUUUGGAGGGCCUGUGUGAAGCUCACUUGGCCCACCCAGCAGAUGGCCCGUAGAUUGUUGUUGGGACAGUGACGCUCACAAGGAGGCAGUGACUAGAGGAUCGUUGGGACCUGUCGCGAUGGCAUUUCAAGACGGAGAAAGUGUGGACCUUUUCACACAUCCUUCCAUAAAGAUGUCCUAGAGGCAUUCGUGUUUCGGGUUCGAAAAGGAACUUAGCAGCAUUUGUGAUUUCUGCCUGCCGGAUCUGUGUCGGGGAGAGACUCAGAAAAGCCCCAGACUGGACUGUGACUGAUCCACCAGCCUGUCUGACUGUGGGGGAGGGGCUAAGGGCGCAAACAGCCCUGGUUCUGAGGGGCCGUGUGCAGCUGGCCUGGGUGCCAGGCCACAUUCUCUUGGAGGGUGGUGCGAGGGCUUCCUUCAGAGUUUGCUUAGCAGGGGUGAGUUGUGGGGUGUUUACUGGGUGCUUUGCUUACUCUCCUUUUAGUGGGGCAAAGAGUGGUCGAAUUCUUAAACUCAGCAAAUAGAGGAGAAAGACACUUUAGAGGGCUUUCGUUUUUUUAUGCAGGUCUUAUGCCGUGUUUUAUGCAGGUCUAGGGCCGUGUUUUGCUUUUGUAUGUGUGGUUUUUAAAGGAUGUGAAGAAACGAUGUUGGGUAUUUAUUGAACGGAAGUAUCUGUAUCGAUAUGGCAAAGAGGUGUAUAUUGGAAUGCGCUCUGGCAAACCCGGCCUCCCUCACCCCUGCUGUGUGUAUGCAGGCGUCAGUUCUUCUUCCCCGGUUGUGUUGUUCCGGGCUCAGUUUUCAGUAAACACUGUCGGCGAGCUCUGACCUAAACCCAGUCACUGUCACAGCCUUUCCCUUUAAUAUAGGUAAUGCCAUGCUUUAUAUGCCAAUGAUCAGGCUGCUCCUUCUAGAGUGUCAGGAUUUCGGGUGCUGGGGAAGCACUCGAGAGAGGUGAUCACCGUGGAAAUAAAAUGUCUCCUGUGCGAAGACCGUCACCACAGUCCUUUGGGAUAGUUUCAUUGCUGACAUUAGCAACCUGAGUUUGGCAAGAGGCCACAUCAGAGCAAGGCCUCAUGUCCACCCACACCCAGCAGGUGCCGGUAGGUGAAGUUGGAGAACUGACAUGAAUCCCUUGUCUUUCAAACUCGCGGCAGUUUAAUCAUUUUAUACUGUGGGUUACCUGGUUCAAGGCUAUUUGGACGCCCCAUUUGAACUGUUUGGACUUAAAAAAAAAACCAAACACAAAACCCUGGGCUACAUAUUGAAGGCUUAGUGUUUCUAGUAUGAGGUCCUAGCUCUUGAAACUCUUUUAUUUAUUUUUUUACCUUUUCUAGUGAAGGCACCAUUGAGUAGGUGAAUCCUUUCAAUGUCCCAGUAGCAGCAAAGAGAAUUCAAGCCACCUUCUUUCUAUUAAAAGAAAUUGGCUUUUAAUUAUAUAGGAAAUUUAAAACAUUGCCAGUAAGCCAUAAAUCUUUUAUUUUCUCUCAAUGACCCUCAUUCCAGUCAACUUGCUGAACACACUUGUACGAAUAUUCGAUUCUUUCUCUUUUCUAGAAGAAUAUCAUUGACAAAUAAUGAGUUUCGUCUCUUCCUUUUGGAGCUUUAUACAUACUUUUCUCAUUAUUUUUGGGUUAUCUAGGACCUGCAGAGUAAUGUUUUAAAAACUAGUGGCAGUGGUGUGUAUCUGGACAUGCAGGACAUUUUCACCAUUAGGGAUUAUUUUCUGUGGAUCGCUUGUAAGGGUAAGAACGCUUCUAUUCCCAGAUUACAAAGAUUACCCAUUAGGCGUGUUGAGAUGUGUGCCGUGUUUCCCUCGUGAUGGUGCUUUUCACAUUUAACCUGGUCAUGUGGUAAGUUACCUGUAAGCAUAUUUUCGGUGGUUGACCCACCUUGAUUCCUUGGGUAAACACUGUGUGGUCAUGACCAUCAAACACAGCAUGAAUGUGCUUAUUUAAAACACGAUACACCUAAAAUCCGGCUCACUGAGAACACUGAUACAAUGAAAGAACCUGAGGCGACAGCAAAGGCCGACCCGACAGGGGGGCCUGACGUGCCUGGGCCACGGGAUUUGGUAAGUUACAAACAGAUGCUAUGAAUGUAGCGGUUUGAGAAAUAUGUACUCUCUGUUUUAGGAAGUCAGCAUAGCUCUAAUACCAAAACUCCAAAAGAAAAAUGCGAAAAAGAAAGCAAGCCUUAUUUUGGGGCAUAAUGAAAAAGUCUUACAGAAAAAUAUUGGCAGAUUUUGUCAUUUUAAAAAUAAGCACAUUUACGCUAGGAAUUUUCUUAAUUACUCCUUAGGCGACUUUCUGAGCACUGGUUUCCUUCCCCCAGGAAUUAUUCAGGAAUGCGUUUAACCACUAGGAGUAUUGAUUUUCAGUCAGUUGUAUGACCAGUUUCUGCAGGUGUUCUCUAGUGGAUUUGGUACAUGGUUAGUUAUACUAUGACAAUCCCGUGCUGCUAGAGUUAAAGAGACUUAACACCUCCGGCUAAGACCCCACUUUGUGGCUCUACCAGUUUUUAUGGCAUGUAUUUUGAAGCUCGGUGUGUAAAUAGCCACGAU
This is a messenger RNA of Artibeus jamaicensis (Jamaican fruit-eating bat), 5991 nucleotides long. RefSeq names its product von Willebrand factor A domain containing 2 (gene VWA2). The record is from RefSeq and is a predicted model, not a curated record. The transcript is spliced from 15 exons. Gene Ontology annotation, molecular function: calcium ion binding. The coding region runs from base 747 to 3146 and encodes 799 amino acids. NCBI's taxonomy places the organism in Eukaryota, Metazoa, Chordata, Mammalia, Chiroptera, Phyllostomidae.